AUGGAGGCUCUCGCUCAUGGCAAGGCCGAUGUAGCAAGGGAGCUAACAAGCUCCCGGGCUGCUGUGGCCUUCAGCACAGAAGACAAAGCUCAACAGGCGGCUGCAGAUCAGCAGUGUCCUCAGCUGCAGCAGGCAGGUGUAAGACCUAGGACCUUUCCCGUCUGCAGGGGAGGCUUAAGAGACUAUAGGCCAGGCUGCUUAGCGCUCCCUCUCUCCCCCCCCUCCCUCCCUCCUCCGCUUUCAGGUCGCAUUUUGGACAUCCCCUGCAAAGUGUGCGGGGACCGCAGCUCCGGGAAGCACUACGGGGUGUACGCCUGCGAUGGGUGCUCGGGGUUUUUCAAGCGGAGCAUCAGGAGGAAUAGGACCUAUGUGUGCAAAUCGGGGAACCAGGGGGGCUGCCCGGUGGACAAGACGCACAGGAACCAGUGCCGGGCCUGCCGGCUGAAGAAGUGCUUGGAAGUCAACAUGAACAAAGACGCCGUGCAGCACGAGCGGGGUCCCCGGACGUCGACGAUACGGAAGCAGGUGGCCCUCUACUUCCGCGGGCACAAGGAGGAGAGCGGCAGCGCCCCACAUUUCCCAGCUGCCGCCCUGCCGGCACCUGCCUUCUUCACCGCCGUCUCCCAGCUGGAGCCCCACGGCCUGGAGCUGGCCGCCGUCACUGGCACCCCCGAGAGGCAGGCCCUGGUGGGCCUGGCACAGCCCACCCCGAAGUAUCCACACGAAGUCAAUGGCACCCCCAUGUAUCUCUAUGAAGUGGCCACCGAAUCCGUCUGUGAGUCAGCAGCCAGACUUCUGUUCAUGAGUAUCAAGUGGGCCAAGAGCGUCCCAGCCUUCUCCACCUUGUCCCUACAAGACCAGCUGAUGCUUUUGGAAGAUGCUUGGAGAGAACUGUUUGUUCUAGGAAUAGCACAAUGGGCCAUUCCAGUUGAUGCUAACACUCUACUGGCUGUAUCUGGCAUGAACGGUGACAAUACAGAUUCUCAGAAGCUGAAUAAAAUUAUUUCAGAAAUACAGGCUUUACAGGAGGUUGUGGCUAGAUUUAGACAACUCCGGCUAGAUGCUACUGAAUUUGCCUGUCUCAAAUGCAUUGUCACUUUUAAAGCUGUGCCGACACACAGUGGCUCUGAGCUAAGGAGCUUCCGAAACGCUGCCGCGAUAGCCGCCCUCCAAGACGAAGCCCAGCUCACCCUGAACAGCUACAUUCACACCAGGUACCCCACACAACCCUGUCGUUUUGGAAAACUUUUAUUGCUUUUACCAGCUUUACGUUCGAUUAGUCCAUCUACAAUAGAAGAAGUGUUUUUCAAAAAGACCAUUGGGAAUGUACCAAUUACAAGACUGCUUUCAGAUAUGUACAAAUCCAGUGACAUAUAAAUUACCUUAAAAUAAACAAUCAGGAUGGACAGUUUGAGAAGAACUUUUAUCUACGGAGAAUAAGCCUCAACUAACAAAAUCUACAGGAAGCAUAAGCCUGGGAAUGUUUAGCCUUUAAACUCAUUGACAAAAAAUACCCCAGUAGAUAUGAUUCUGCUGCUCUGAACAGAGCGAUUUAGAUCAUGGAGAGAAAGCUUUGUUCUACAGAAAAAGUGAAAGUGGUUGGAAUUUGGCUGCUUUUCCUGUGAGUACAGGAUGGAGGCAAUUCAGAUGCCAGUCAUAGUUAACAAAGACUCCGCUAUUCUCUCAUUUAACUGGCAGAUCCGAGACAAAAUGUGAAAGAAGGUACUUUAGUUUGUUCGGUAUUUGGAACUGGGUGACCAAACUUGGCUUCUGUUGUAACGCGAGAUGCGGUGGCCUUCAGAACUGUUUUAAAAGUAGCCUAUGUUGGUAAAAUGUUUUAAUACGGUAGGCAACAUUUAAGACCAGGUUACCAAAACAUUGCUUCUGCUCUAAUACAUCAUGAAGUGGCCUUCAGAACUGAUUAAAAAGUAGCUUAUGACGGCAGUUCCAUUCUUCCUGAAAAAUGAGCUGGUGAUCUUUGACGCAGCGUCACCAGACGUUGUUCGGUUAACAUCUCAAGACAGAAGAGCUUUACACACCUCCUCCCCGACCUUCCCUUCUUCUUACACACACAAGCACCCACCCAAACACACCCCCGAAAAAAAGUCCGAGUCAAGAAAGGAAGACUAAAACAGCAAAACCAAAUCCAAUGGAGAUGACCGCUUCAGUGACCUGCUGGCUGUCCCGUUGGCACAGUGCUGAAACCAAAGGCAACGGUGGCCAAACUCUUUGUCAAUGAGAUGUGCAGAGAAGUGAAAUGACUCUAAAGAAAUCAACGGAAGGGAUUUUAUUUCAAAGAAAUAAAGGUGGUUGACUGAUACGAUGCUAACAAUUUCCCAAAGUCUCCAAUGCCUUCUUAGAAAACUCCAGGUUCUAAUUUUGAAGCCUUGUUCGCCUACACCCUCUCACACACAAAAACAUUAUAAGCUGCUUAUUUGAUGUAUGAAACAUGUAGGAAAAACAUUUAAAGAUAGCUGCUGUACUUUUCAAAAUUUGAUUUGUUAUUAGAAACUAGCACUGAGAAAAAUCAGCACUUGGACUAUCAUAGAAUGAGUAAAACUUUUCCUGUACAAAGUGGAUUAACUGAUUUGUGAAGUUAAAAAGUUGUACUCAUUGUAUUUACAAAGAAUAAAAAUAUAUUGAAUUUAAAUUACUUUCCACUGCUCUUUUAAUGCUUAUCCUUUUAUUUCUGGAUUAGUUUCUUUGACUGCACUCUACUUACCAGGGAACAGAAAUAACCUCUACUAAAGUGAGUUGCCUCAGAUGCUGUGGAGUGUCUAUCAUCAGAGGUUUUAAAGAUGAGGUUAGACAAACUUUAAGGGAAUAACUUAGCUACAGGUGAUCCUGCCUUGGGGCAAAGGGACUUUGAUGUCCCGCACAAAGAUGUUUUCUGUAUUUCAUACACAUUUACUGCAAGGUUUCUAACAUUUCCUUCUCAAGGAGCUGACACAGAGCUUUUUCUGGGACAUAAUUCUAAACAGAUUCGAUGUUUGACCUAGUAUAUGUCUUCUGUUCCGUUAUUUAGUAUCGAGUUAUUUAGUUUUUGGUAUCUGUGAGUUGUGCAUCUCACAAUGGGUGAUGAGUACAAAAACACUGCUUCCAUUAAAAAGAUUCUGAAGUUUUAUUAAGGUGUCCAGUUAUAUUUCAAACCAAAGAAAGGGGCAAGCAACUCCCUGGGCUCAGGAAGAAGCUGGCAACAGAAAGAAAAUAAAACAUAUUGUUCAUAAGGCAGGGAGUGACCGAAGAGUAUGGACGUUAAAGUGACAAGUGGAAAUGUACAGGGUAUAUCCAUGGCUCAUUGUUUAUUGGUGUCGAGGAACACAGACCACGAGUGAAAUCCUAGCUCCAUGGACUCCAAGCACAAAACUCCUGUUUUAGAGGUCCAAGUUCUCAACCCAUCUCUCUUCCACUUGCUCAGUCCGACAGGUCUCAUGUUCCGUUCUUUCCAAGACAGCGGGACCAUUAAAUAUGCGAGACCAGUCUUUUGAUGAGUCAGGUGAGAUAAAGCAUGGACUACAGGACUUUGAAACACCUUCUAUACAAACUAGCAUGGAGUGCUUGAAAAUGUGUUUACCAUAGGGUGUGGUGAAUUUGAUCUUAAAAAGAAACCAGCGCUUUAUGAUGAGUUCUUACUGCAUUGAUAACUUACUGGGCUUCAACUGUUUUCUGCUCUACACUAAAGAGAAAACAUUUGUGGCUUCCCACCCUUGUGAUAAUUCAGUUUAUGAGCUUUAACUUGGUUGCAAAUCAGGCAGGGCAAUGGGUGCACACCCCUAUCUCAUCUUCUUAGUAGGACCCAGCCCAUCUGCACAGCAGCCUCAAGCUUGGCAUCAUGCCCAGAUGCCUGUAGUUUAGGCACGGCUGAUCUCAGACCAGGUCCUCCUCCCAGAACUACAGACUGCACAGCAGCAGAACCAGUUAUGCUAUACCAGAUUUAGGGUCUCUGGUUAGCCUUGAAGGACUGAAGCCCAGGUGAAAUCCCAGAAGCCAGUGCAGAUGUUCACUGAAUCCCAGAUCCUGUCACACUCAGAGGUUAACACUGCCAACUUCUCACUGCACUUCAGAAAUAUGAAAAGGAGAAUCUACUUUGACAUCAAGUAUGUGUUUUUUUUUUUUCCCCUCUUUAGCUUAAUUCCUUUUUCCACAGCAGAUGAUACAGGUUGUAUCAUCAUCUUUCAGGCAUAUGACAGGACACUUACUUUGAUUUCAGAAACAAGCUUCUCACAUAAAAUAGAACAUUUGAGAAAGGAAAAAGAACACCUUACUAUGUAUCUAAACCUAAAUCAAUAAAACUUCAUAUACAUUUAGUCCUUCCUGUCCCUUCUCCGAGAGUAAUUCAGCUUUUAAGUAUGAUUCAACAAGCACAGGGAGUUUUAGAAUUGAUUAUUUUGUAUUAUCAAAAACUUACUGAAAAGCUAUACUGAACAGUUUGAUGCUCAAAUAACUGGUCUUUGCCCCCCUCAUACACAACAAAGGCUGUGUUGAAUCUAUCCCGCAGCCCUACCCAUGGAACCAGGGAUCAAAACUUACACAGCCCACCUGCAACCCAGAGCUGUGCCACCAGUGUCCAUUUUAUUUCCUUCCCAUUCCAAAGUCCAAAAAUAAAAAGAUUGCACUUGGUUGUGAGCACCCAGAUCACCUCUGCUGAUAAACUGAGAAACAAACUCUUGUUUUAUUGCAGCCAAAAGAUAGAACGCUUCAUUAAUACCGCACAUAAUCCAGUCAGCCCACCAGUGUUUGUCAGUUCAAACUUUCACAUCCAGAAUUCCAUACAAAUGACAUAGGGGAAGUUUAAAAUGAGAUUAACGGUCUUAUUUAAAGAAAACUGGUAACUUUGUAAGUUUGUAGCAUGUUGUCUACACAGUGAUAGGAA
This is a messenger RNA of Cygnus olor (mute swan), 4873 nucleotides long. It is a transcript of the gene NR2E1, whose product is annotated as nuclear receptor subfamily 2 group E member 1. The coding region runs from base 1 to 1377 and encodes 458 amino acids. Gene Ontology annotation, molecular function: zinc ion binding; nuclear receptor activity; RNA polymerase II cis-regulatory region sequence-specific DNA binding. The transcript has 10 exons. Gene Ontology annotation, biological process: cell differentiation; negative regulation of transcription by RNA polymerase II; anatomical structure development. The record is from RefSeq and is a predicted model, not a curated record. Lineage: Eukaryota; Metazoa; Chordata; Aves; Anseriformes; Anatidae.